AUGUCUUUAGAUCCUGGCGAAGAUCAUCUUACAGAUUAUCAUUCAAAUCAUCCUGACGAAAACCGAGAAAGGGGAGGAUCUCGGGUGAGGUUUGACCUGCCAGCCGACAACCAAAACCCAAAAUCCUCCAGACACAUCGCCAACCUCUACGAUUCCAUUGUUGGCCGGGUCAACACCAACGGAUUCAUCCCAGUAGCACCAUCUGCGACACGGUACGGUGACACGCAGUCUUCAGGUGGUCGCGAUCUCCGCCCUGAGGAGGUCUUAUACCGAAACAAGCCGAAAAAGUUGAAAAAGAUCCUGGAGGAUGAGUCUUACUUCGCUCAUGAAAAUCUUCCCGCCGAUCGCCCUCUCCCGAGCUCUGAGAUCUUGACUGCAGUCCACUCCUAUGCCUCCGACUUCUAUACACAUAAGGUUCGCGACGGGAAACACAACUUCCACAGUAUGGACGAGUCGGCCCUCCUUGCGGUCGGAAUUUUGAUGGAGGAAUUGGCCAAGGAACAACUCGGCGAAAAUGGAGACAUGGUUCUGACGGAAGGACAGUGGAGUAGUGAAGAUGAGACAGGCGAUGGUCCCCAAGUUGGACAGAAGAGACCGAGGGGCAAGACCCUUGAAGGUCCUGCCAGCUUAUACCAGCACGCGCAAGGUGUGAGGAGAAAAAUCAAACGUCAUCGAUUGACCAAAGCAGAGUACGAAGCUCUCCGCAAGGAAAAGGAGGCACCACGAAAUGGUUCUCCGCUGAAGAAGCAGAAGAGACAGGGACCUGUCUGA
Molecule: messenger RNA, 771 nt
Organism: Penicillium odoratum
Lineage: Eukaryota; Fungi; Ascomycota; Eurotiomycetes; Eurotiales; Aspergillaceae
Exons: 2
Coding region: 1-771 (256 amino acids)
Biological process (GO): nucleolar large rRNA transcription by RNA polymerase I
Cellular component (GO): RNA polymerase I upstream activating factor complex
Molecular function (GO): RNA polymerase I cis-regulatory region sequence-specific DNA binding
Source: RefSeq, a predicted model, not a curated record